Messenger RNA from Rubroshorea leprosula, 812 nucleotides. The record is from the annotation of a GenBank genome assembly. NCBI's taxonomy places the organism in Eukaryota, Viridiplantae, Streptophyta, Magnoliopsida, Malvales, Dipterocarpaceae.
AUGACAAGUCCUUCCAAGUUCAAACCCCUAUUUCCUCAGGAUUUUGUGCAAUUUAUCCUUUGGCUUUUCUUUAUUUUUUCAAGUGGGGUUUCCCGAAUCUUCUUUCUUGUUUUUUAUUUUGACUUCUUUUAUCUUUUCGGUUUCCUUUUGUUUUCUUUCCUUUCUUUUUUCUUUCUUUUGUCUUUUCGGUUUCUUUUUCUAGAGAGAGGCUUCUCCGAUUUUAUGUGCCAGUUGCGUCUGCCAUGGCCAUUGAUCCUUUUGCUUCCAGUUCUUUACCGACUUCGGCUUUUGUUGGUUCUUCUACUGAUUUGUCUAGGAUGCGAGAGAGAAGUAAGGAUCUGCUGAACCUCUGUGAAUUUUGCUUUGGAGAGGUCCAUUUCGAAUCUAAGGGCACAGGUUUCCUCUCUUCAAGCUUUGUCUUCCUCUAUUAUUCAGUCUUCUAAGGUGUCUCCUGAGGGUAGAGCCUUCGCUCUUUCUGGUAGCUUGGGUUACUUCAAUCUUGCCGUCAAGCUCAUCAAGAUGUUGUUGUGGAGGUUUAAGCUAAUCCAAAGUUGAAGAAAGUUUAUGAUUAAGGUCCAUCGUAUGUUCCUCUGGAUAGAUCUCUGGUUGAAGUAAAGGAAAGAUUGAGCAGCUUUUGGGACGCAGAGGAUUUUGCUACAACUAUUCACAGUAGGAGAAAUUCUAUUGAUGCAGAGGUUCUGAAGGUAUCCCUUUUUAGCUUUUCGGACCUCUUGUUGAACAUGUUCUUAUGUUGUAGUGCAUUGGUUGUGUUUUAAGAACAUCUGCUUGCUGAAAAAAUGCUUUGUUUCUAA